Plasmodium falciparum 3D7 is the source of this 2769-nucleotide messenger RNA. RefSeq lists its product as uncharacterized. The record is from RefSeq and is a predicted model, not a curated record. Lineage: Eukaryota; Apicomplexa; Aconoidasida; Haemosporida; Plasmodiidae.
AUGCGAUCCAAAUAUUACAAGGAAGAAGAAAAUAAAGGUUUUAUAAAAACGCAUUAUUUUCGUAAAAUCGAUACAGAGAAAAUCGACAAGAAAUUAAUAAGCCUUGAGAAUAAUUUUAAUGGUGAUGAUGUAUAUUUAGACAUUGUAAUACAUGAUAAGGAACGAAAUAAUUUUGAUUUUUUCCUUAUGAGAAUAACAGAAAGUUCAAGUGUUAAUAAUAGUUUAGAUGCAUGGAAUCAUAUCGAUAUAACUAAUAUAUAUAAUUAUAUAUUAUAUGAUAAUAAAUAUUGUAGUGAUAUAAUAAAUGAAAAAAAAGGAUAUUUAAUAUUGAAAUUAAAAUAUACGAAUGAAAAUAAUAUUAUUACAUCUUAUUUUAAAGUUCAUUGUAGAAAUACAAAAUGGGAAAAUGAUAAGAAAGUAUGGCAUAUACCUUUAUUUUAUAUAUUUGAAAUGUCUAAACUUACCUUGUUUUUAGGGGGUACCGUUAGUGAUACCGUUCUUUAUUAUUUAUGUAAAUUAUUUCAUCAUUUUUCUAGUAUCAAAAAUGUAAAUAGCAAUGUUAAAAUGAAUGAAUUAUCUAAGGAUCAGCUUAUAAAAACGGAUGAAAUAUGUGACACUACCCAUAAGGAAAAAAAGAACAACGAUGAUGAUAAUACAGAUAAUUAUCACAACAAUAAAAAUAAUAGUAAUAAUAAUAAUAAUAAUAAUAAUAAUAAUCAAAACAACAACAAUAAUAAUAAUAUUGCUGUUCAGGUUAAUUGCAGGAAACAAGAUAAAUUUUAUCCCAGUAAUAAUGAUGUAAUAAGAAAUUCAAGUCCAAAAAUUAUUUUAGAAAACAAAAAUGAAGAAAUAAAUGUUAUAGAAAAGGAUUUAACCUUAAAGGAUAACGGUGAUGUAUUAUACAAGGAGAAAAAAAUAAGAAAUGAUGAUGACAGGAAUUACAACACCGAUGAGGACACACAUUAUGGCAAUAAUGAUGAUACUUAUUAUGAUGAUGAAAGUUGUGAUAAUAAAAAUGAUGAUUCUGUUAAUAAAAAUAAUAUAUGUGUUAAUAAAAGUGACGAUUCUGUUAAUAAAAGUAAUGAUUGUGAUAAUAAAAAUGAUGAUGGUGUUAAUAAAAAUGAUCAUUGUGAUAAUAAAAAUGAUCAUUGUGAUAAUAAGAAUGACCAUUGUGAUAAUAUAAAUGACCAUUGUGAUAAUAAGAAUGACCAUUGUGAUAAUAAAAAUGACCAUUGUGAUAAUAAAAAUGACCAUUGUGAUAAUAAGAAUGACCAUUGUGAUAAUAAGAAUGACCAUUGUGAUAAUAAGAAUGACCAUUGUGAUAAUAAGAAUGACCAUUGUGAUAAUAUAAAUGAUCGUCAUACUAACCAAGAGAAUAAUGUUUCGAAAGACUGUAAUAAGAAUACAACAAAUGAAAUAAGUUUCAACUUGGAUAUUUUUAUAAAGGAAAAUAAAUUAAAUUUUAUAGAAUAUAUUAAGAAUGUAAGAAUGUUCAGGAUUGAACACAUCAUUAUAAAUAAUAUUGUAAAAGGUGAUACCAUGUAUAUAAAGAUAAUACCAUAUAAUGAAGAUAUCGUUACAAAAAUAAAGCAAACAAAUUUUAUACAAUGGAAUAGAACGGAAAAUAUAUUAUUAAUAAAAAAAAGUAAUUUUAAAAAUUUUUAUAUAAAUAUAAUAAAAGGUUUUAAUUUCAAGUUAUGUUCUUAUUAUGAUUAUUUUAAAUUAUUUAGACAAAAAAUUAUGGAAAAUGAUUCUAAAUCGUUAAAAGGAAAUUUUAGUGUCACAACAAAUAUAACAAUAAAUACCGAAUAUUUAAGUAAGAAAUUUAAUAAAAGAAAAAUGGAUUUUCAUAAUAUAGAAGAAGAAAUAACCGAUAAAGGAAAUGUUCUAAAACAUUCCAAAAAAAAGAAAAAAUAUAAAAAUGAGUUUGGUUAUGAGAGUACAGAUUCAUGUAAUUCAGAUGAAUUAUCGAAUAAUGUGGAUUCAAGUUAUUAUGAAGGUAGAGAAUUAGUAAAUAAAAUAAAAUUAGUUGGUGCGGCAAAUAAUUAUUAUAAAGAAGUUAUAUAUAAUAAAUUACAUAAAAUAAAACAUUUACGUCCACCUAAUUAUACAUAUGACCCUAAAGGAUUAAUUACGAAAAAUGGAGCAGGUACCAAAGGUAUUGAAAUUUUUGAUAUGCCUAGUGAUAUUAAUGAAUGGAAUAAAAUAAGUUUUUGUAUUGUACCUAAUGAGAAAAAGGAUAUCGAUUUAUAUGAUCCAAAAAUUUUAUGUAGUUUAGUUAGUGAUGUUUAUUUACUUAAAGAAAAAGCAUUAGAUAUAAUAUUGAAAAAUUAUAAAAAAUGGCCUGAAUAUACUGAUGUGUUUUGGAAUACGGUAUGCUCCGAAAAUGAAUUUAUUGUAUGUAAUAAAAACUUUAAUACAAGACAAAAAUUAGCUCAUGAUAGAUUAUUUAAUAAACAAUACUUUUAUAUUUUUAAUAUGGAAAGUAUUAAACAUUCAAAUUAUUAUAAUCCAUUAUUUUUAUGUAAAGUUUUAAUUACCUUAGGUGAAGGAAUCCUUGUUCAACAUCCAUAUGAUGCAGAGUAUAUCAUUAUCUCAAAUUCUAAUGAUUUUAAUGCUAUACAAUUCUAUAAUUAUCUUCAUGAAAAAAAAAAAAAAAAAAAAAAAUUACCCUUAUUUGUAACUCCAAAGUUUAUAUAUGAUUGUAUUUUAAACUAUUCUAUUUCUUAUCCUUCAAAAAAUAAAAACCACUUUGCCUUCUCCUCCUAA